UUGUCAACAACAACCAAAAUGGCCGCCGUGUGAUGUUGCUGGCAAGCUAGGCACGUUCGAAGACACAUUUUGGGUCUCUUAAUCGGAACUAAAAGCGUCUUCUUUCAAGUAAUCAGGGAGCUGUACACUAGUGUAGAGGGACCACCGACAUGUCCACCACACCAAGGUCGCCCAGGAAGGGAGCCAUCACGGCGGAGGCUUCCAUCGACAAUGAGAACGAUGUCGGACCGCCCAUCGACUUCUCCUUCAAGAUGCUGUGCAGUAUGGAUGACGCAACAGAAGACGAGAUGAGACAAGGGUCGAGGAAACACAAAUAUGACGAGGAGGGAAAGAUAAAUUCCAAUGCCCUGCGCAUGAACAACAACGCCCUGACGACGCUGGAUGGCCUUCCUGGAGCGAUAACCCGACUCUUCAUCAACCCAGAGGCCCUGGCAUGGGUGGACCUGUCAUUCAACGACUUAACCACUGUCGACCCGGUCCUGCUGGGCUACGGCAACAUCAAGGUGUUGUAUCUCCAUGGCAACAGCAUCGAGAACAUCGUAGAGGUGGACAAACUGCCGGCCCUGCCCGUGCUGAAGAACCUGACGCUCCAUGGGAACCCCAUCGAUCAGGAGCCGGGCUACAAGCACUACAUCCUGUCCCUCAUGCCUCACCUGGCCUCACUCGACUUCACCAGCGUCUCCAAGGCAGACCGGGCGACCGCCAAGACAUGGAUCCACAUGUACGGCAAGACCAUGAAGUCCAAGAAGAAGAAGAAGAAAAAGGCAGCCUAAACGUCAGAAAGCUUGUAAAGAUGCGCUCGUGAAUGUUAUGACUGGUACUGAGUUUUCUGCACUGUCACUGCAGUUUUUGAGCCAAGACUUUUGUAAAUAUCCUACAAAAAAUAAUCCAAUGUGUUGAUGAAUGUUAGAGUUACAUCAAACAUGUUCCAAAUUUUCUAUGCAUGAUCUGACAUUUGAUCACUACUAGGUCUAGUUUUGCAGCUGUAGUAGCACAUCUCACAUCUUAUAUAUCCUCUUUGAUUACCAGGUUUGGGUAAUUUAACUUCCAACAGGAUUACAAAUCUAGGAAGCAAGGUAAAAUGAAACUGAAAGUAUGGAUGUCUACAAUGAAAUCUUUUAUCAUUUAUGUAUGUAAAUUUGACAUGUAGUAUACUUCAAUUGUUUUGUUCCAACUUUGCAAUACAUUGUACUUGUAGUUUAUUUUGCUUCUAGCUGCUUAACAUAUGCUGCAUUUUCUUUGAUAAGUGAACCACAACCUAGAAGUGUUUAGCAGUGACUUGUAUAAAACCCAUGCACUGAACCACUUUUGUGUUUUUGCCUUUGAAGCCUUCCUGGUACGAACAACACCGUCAAAUGUUAGAAUAGAAAUUCAAGUGCCUCACAACUUAACUACGGUACCGUGUCUAGAACUCUAAUAGAUUUUUUAUCCAAUGCAGGAAGAGAAGUUGUACAUAGAUUAUAGUUUUCUCGGUGACGUUCCCAAUGUGUUGGUUGAGCAGUUGCUGUGUUGA
Branchiostoma belcheri (Belcher's lancelet) is the source of this 1513-nucleotide messenger RNA. RefSeq names its product leucine-rich repeat-containing protein 51-like. Lineage: Eukaryota; Metazoa; Chordata; Leptocardii; Amphioxiformes; Branchiostomatidae. The record is from RefSeq and is a predicted model, not a curated record. The transcript is spliced from 4 exons. The coding region runs from base 150 to 773 and encodes 207 amino acids. Gene Ontology annotation, molecular function: protein binding.